Pyricularia oryzae 70-15 is the source of this 354-nucleotide messenger RNA. RefSeq lists its product as uncharacterized. The coding region runs from base 1 to 354 and encodes 117 amino acids. The record is from RefSeq and is a predicted model, not a curated record. Lineage: Eukaryota; Fungi; Ascomycota; Sordariomycetes; Magnaporthales; Pyriculariaceae. The transcript has a single exon.
AUGGCUAUGGACAGAAGUCGCAGGACAACCACCAGGCAGCCAGCGGGCCUGUAUGCUGAACUAGAAGAGCCAGCGGACAUUCGUCCAUCUUUCGUUCACCCAGAUAUCCCAUUCAACCCGCAUCUGACACUCCUGCUUCCAAAGAACUCGCUCGGCAUGGACGACAGGAGGCGUACGCCCUCCGCGGCCUUGGCCAAGUUCUCGCGACGGGCGAAUUUUGUCCUCUAUUCUCAGCACCGUGAUCCGCGGUGCGACCCGGACAAGAGUUACACCCCGCCAUACGAUCUCGAUGGCGCCUUUGGUGAAACUCAUCAUCAAUUGCCCGGGCUGACCAGUCGGGACAAGCAGGCCUAG